AGUGCAAAGAAACAAAACAAAUAAAAGAAAAACGAAAGCAGAUCUAUGGGCAUUUUAUUGCCACCUGUCUCACAGGUGACAAACACACGCAUUAAUCUUACGCAGCAUCAUCGAAAUCGCAGUUUAGACAGCGCAUUGCAGAGAAUACCAGAGGUUGAAGUCUCAUCACCUAAUGCUGAAAGCGAGAAUACAUUUUGCACACCAUCAAUACUUGGUACAACGAUGUGCUCGAAAAUAGUUACCACCGCAGCGAAUGUAACGGCAGCAUUAACCACAACCACAACUCCAGCGCUGACAUCAUCAUCCACAACAGCAGCGGAUACAACUGCAAUUGGUAUUGUAUCAACCACAGAACCCACUGUUACCACAACAGGACCAACACCAUCAUCAUCAUUAUUAUUAUCACCACCACCACCAUCCGCACCAUCAGCAUCAUCAUCAUCAUCGCCUUCUACAUUAUCAUCCAUACAUCAUGUUACAAAUCUCAGUGUAAUUGUCGAACCGACCUGCCCCGCAAUGCGUACACGACCCAAAUCAAGUGAGAAUCCUUCGCGCAGCAACAGUAAUAAUACUUGCAAUAUUGUCAGCAACAGCAGUGCCAACAGCAGUAAUAAUAUGAAUAGCAACAAUGGCAAUGGCAAUAGCAAGAAACGUGAGGAUCUCACCAGUCUUGGUUCAGAUGAUUCAGGCAUAAUUUGUGGUUCUGAUUCUGACCAAAUUUCACUUAACCGUAUACGACACUCGCAUGAAUCUUUAGAUUCUGGUGAAAUGGAUGCAGAGGAAGAAUGCAUUGAUAUGCUAGAAACAACAUCGAUGGAUGAAGAAUAUGGCAUUCUUCAGUCGGACCUGUGCUUUUAUCAGUCGCCUGAUACAGAUUGUCGUACUCUGAGACCAACACGUAAACAGAAACAACAAAAACAAAAUAAUAUUGAUAAUGAUGUUGCCGCUGGUGGUGACAAUAAUACCACUAAAGAACUUAAUGAGCGUAUACGUUACAGAGAGAUGAAUAUGUCUCAAGCAGCUAUAAAUUUGGAGCGUAAAAUUGGUGAUCCAAUUAUCGACGCUGAAGCUGAGACACCUACUGCUGACGUGGUAGAUGCAAGUGCAGCUACACCAACGGCAAACUUACCAUUAUCUUUAGUAGCAUCACCUACUAACGCUUUACCCGGUAAACCACUAAAAACUGGAGAUGCGUCAACAAAUGAAUCAACAAAGAAUGAUGUGCUCUUCAAGAACUUCUUUGGUGCCACUAAAAAUGCUAUAUUCCGCACCGCACAAAGCAUUAUAGAAAAUCAUGAAAAAAAGAAUGCAGCAAAAAAUAAAACAGAAGAGGGCAAUACUACACAAGAUCAAGUAAAGUCGCCUACUGACAUUUCAAAGAAGAAAGAAUUUUUUGGUCUUAUUACUUCAAGUGCAAGUAAAAAGGCUGCUGCGGCCGCUGCCGCUGCUGCAGCAGCUGCAUCGGCAUCUGCCACAAAUACACCAGCCACAACACCUUCUAUUGAAUUGCCAGCAGAUGUCAAAUCUUUAAUUCCUGAAACGGAAAAGAAUUCAGAGAAUACUGAAAAAACUAUACACCUCAACUUGCCAGGUGCUUCCGCAUCUAACACAUCUUCGAUUUCGAAAUCAUCUUCCAUUUCAUCACUAAAUAAACUAAAAGUGCCUGGUAUGGUUAAGUGCUUCAUUAAGGAGCGUCCCCACGUCAGUGACACACAACAAAAGACUGAAAAGGGUCCCAGCGGUUUGCUGAGAUUUUUCGAAUCUCCCGUCUUCAAUAUACACUUUGCUGUACACUAUCUAUUUUAUUCUAAAGAACCUGGUGUACUAAGUUUUAUUGGUAAUAAAAUAUUCAAUUUUCCCGAUCAAGAAGUUGAUUUGUACAUACCACAAUUAAUUGUUAUGUAUAUACAAAUGGAUGAGUUGGCAGAAGUUUUAGAUCCAUAUUUAACUAUACGUUGUCGUAAAUCUGUAGAUUUUUCAUUGAAAUGUUUAUGGUUACUGGAAGCUUAUAAUUAUCAAAUAGAUGUGCUAAGCAAUUCGGGACGUAAAUCACAAUUAGCACUAAUGAAAGAAAUAUUUUCACGGAAGGAACGUAAAAUCCUUAAUAAAAAUGAUAAUAAAGAUGUUACCAAUACAUCAGCAGUGGCUGCUGUGGCUGUAUCCCCAUUAACUAAGAAAACUCACCACCGCUCGCAAUCGGACGCAACUGUGCUAUUGUCUGAUUCACGUCGACAUCCAAUGUCUAGCACUUUAAGCAUAUCGAAUCGCUUGUACCAGCAACCUCCCUAUACAACACAAACACUCCAAGUAACACCAGCUAAACUAUGUCUCGGUGAUUUGACCUCUGGGCGUGCUUUUGAUAACGGAUGCACUUGCUUUGAAUCAGUCCGCGGACAGGUUAAUGGACUGCUUGGUCAAAAGACUGUUUGUUCCUGUGGGGCUCCAAAAACAGCACCACAAAAGGAAUUCAUGAAGGCGCUUAUUAAUGUAGGCAAAAAUCUCACUUCCUUACCUUCCAAAGCUGAAAAAACAUCCGCUUUACGUAUGUUUUUAAAUUUAAUAAAUAAAAAUUUGCCUGCACGAGUUUGGCUUCCACUCUACUCGGACAUUCCGCACCAUGUUGUGCGUAUAACAGAGGAAAAGACUGCUGUUUUAAAUUCAAAAGAUAAAACUCCAUAUAUUAUUUAUGUGGAAGUUGUUGAAGUGCCAGAUAUUUAUACUUCACCAUUAAUACCGAAAAUGAUGCCAUCAUUACGACACACAAAGAGCGAAGAGCAUUUGGAAGGUAUGUGUUGCGGGCAAAUACAUCAUGUAAAUUGCAGCCGCACGUCUAGCUGUAGCAGUCAUAGUACAGGUGGUAGCUCUAGUGCUCGACGAAAAAAGGAAAAACUUAUCUCUGAAUCAUCGUCAAUAGCUUCAGAAGCACAUGGUACGGCGCAAAUACCAACAGAUGGGCAACAAAAUUGCUGUAAUGCUAAUAUGUCAUUGGGAGGCUUAUGUGUAGCGGAGGAUGAUGUAUGGUCGCAGGAAGAUGAUGAUAUAACUGCACAAUACAUGAAUUUACAUAAGAUUAGUGAAAGAGAUGCCAUAUCGCAAAUGUCGUUGGACUCUUGUGAUUCGAGGGAUCAAGGUACUCCAGUACUUUUUAACAUUGGUGAUGUACGUACCAGACAUUGUAACAAUUUAAAUUGUGAAAAUACGAAAUCAUUUUGUAAUGAUCCAGAAGAUCCUUCUGCUGCUGCUUUAAAGGAACCUUGGCAUGAAAAAGAAAAGCAAAUACGUGAUUCCUCUCCUUACGGACAUUUAUCAAAUUGGCGCUUGCUUUCAGCUAUUGUAAAGUGCGGAGACGACUUACGACAGGAACUGAUGGCUACUCAAUUACUGCAGAUGUUCAAAAUAAUUUGGCAAGAGGAAAACGUUGAUCUUUGGGUUCGUCCAUAUAAAAUCGUUUGUCUCUCCAAUGAUAGUGGUCUUAUAGAACCCAUUUUAAAUACCGUUUCAUUGCAUCAAAUCAAGAAAAACUCCAACAAGUCCUUACGAGACUACUUUAUCGAUGAGUAUGGUGCUGCUGACAGUGAUAUAUUCCGUUUAGCCCAAAAGAAUUUUGUACAAAGCUGUGCAGCUUACUGUCUUAUAUCAUAUUUACUGCAAGUUAAAGAUCGCCACAAUGGCAAUAUACUUCUACAUUCGGAUGGUCAUAUAAUUCACAUUGAUUUUGGAUUUAUAUUGAGUAUAUCACCCAAGAAUUUAGGUUUUGAGCAGUCGCCUUUUAAGUUGACCCCUGAAUUUGUGGAUGUUAUGGGUGGUACUGAGUCUGAACAUUGGAGAGAAUUUAAACAUUUGUUGCUUGUAGGAAUGAUGUCAGCACGAAAACAUAUGGAUCGCAUAAUAAAUUUCGUAGAAAUUAUGCGUAGCAAUGCUCAAUUGCCAUGCUUUAAAAAUGGUUGUUCUGGUACUGUACAAAAUCUUCGUAAACGUUUCCAUAUGAACUUAACUGAACAGGAAAUGGAGCGGAAAGUUGAGCAAUUAGUACAAGAUUCACUAAAAAGCCUUUCAACAAAAUUGUACGAUGGGUAUCAGUACUACACGAAUGGAAUAUUGUGAGAAAGGUUUUUUAUGAAAAUUUAAAAACUCAAUAAUUCAGUUAUUAAAACUCCAUUGAACUGUCAAAAAAAAAUGUGAAAACUGUAUCACGUAUCACUCAGCCAAAUGCAAAAGCAAUAAUAUAUGUUUAUCCAAUGAUAUCAUGCUGUAGUAGUAACAGUUUAAUUCACUACAAAAUGUAUGAUAGAAUAAUUUUGUAUUUUAAUGUGUAAUUUUCUUAUUAGAAAAAAUUGUUAAUCAUAUAAAUUAGUGCUUGUUGUUGUAAAUAUAUCUCAAUAGUAUAUAUGUGUGUUUGCUUGAUUUUUUGUCAGUAUGUUUGUGCAGGCAUGUCUAAUUAAAUAAUAUGCUUUUAAUAUUUUUAUAUACGUAUAUGAUCUUACAUAUAUAUAAAUCUAUAUAUAUAUAUAUAUCCGCUACUGUAACUUAUUUUCUUAUAUUAUAAAAUAAUUUUUAAUUUCUAUUGUUAGUUAUGAAUAUCACUUAAUGAAAUAUAGACGCAUUUGUCGUAAAUGGUGCGCAUGCGUGCGUACUGAGAAAACUGCUAAUUAUAGUUUCAUAUAUUGCUAGAAAAAUUUAUAUAAUAAAUAUAUAAAAUUAUUUUAAGAAUUAUAUUUUUAGUUAGAAUUCUUUACGCGAAAUAAACAGUAACUGUACUAUGAUGUAACGUCACCAGGCGUUAAACGUUUUUAAGCCUAAUUAUUUAUUUGAAAUAUUCAUAAUAUUAUCUGCUCUCGAUAUCCAAAUAUUCACUUCUAAAUUCAGAUAAAAACUUUAAGUAAUACUUAACCAUAAAUUUUUAUAAU
Teleopsis dalmanni is the source of this 4907-nucleotide messenger RNA. It is a transcript of the gene fwd, whose product is annotated as phosphatidylinositol 4-kinase beta. Lineage: Eukaryota; Metazoa; Arthropoda; Insecta; Diptera; Diopsidae. Gene Ontology annotation, molecular function: 1-phosphatidylinositol 4-kinase activity. The transcript is spliced from 12 exons. Gene Ontology annotation, cellular component: cytoplasm; membrane. Gene Ontology annotation, biological process: phosphatidylinositol-mediated signaling; phosphatidylinositol phosphate biosynthetic process. Bases 46 to 4104 code for a protein of 1352 amino acids. The record is from RefSeq and is a predicted model, not a curated record.